This is a messenger RNA of Gongylonema pulchrum, 408 nucleotides long. Lineage: Eukaryota; Metazoa; Nematoda; Chromadorea; Rhabditida; Gongylonematidae. The record is from the annotation of a GenBank genome assembly.
UUGUUUCUUCUUCUAGCAUCUGUUGCUGAAGGAAUUACUGAUGGAAGAGCAGCAACAACAGCAGCAGCAGCAUCAGCGGCAGCAGCAGCAGCAGCAGCAACAGCAGCAUCGGCAGCAAUAACCGGGCUAAACCCGUACAACAAUCUAGUGAUCGAUUUGGAUAAUCAUGAUGAUGAGCUUGUGAUAGUUACGGACGAGUCCCAGGGUGGAAAUAAUGAUGGCGCUGGUGUCGAAGUUAUUAUUAAUAAUGAUGAUGAUGAUGAUAAUGGCAUUAUCAAUAUUGAUGAUGAGAAUGUUGAACAACAACAACAGCAGCAGCAGCAGCAGCAUGAGGAUAUUGUGCUGGAUGAUGGCGAAGAGGAUGAACAGGCCGACGAUAGCGUCCUUGUUAUUGAUAGGGAAAAUUGA